Hibiscus syriacus is the source of this 715-nucleotide messenger RNA. RefSeq names its product blue copper protein 1a-like. Gene Ontology annotation, cellular component: plasma membrane. Gene Ontology annotation, molecular function: electron transfer activity. NCBI's taxonomy places the organism in Eukaryota, Viridiplantae, Streptophyta, Magnoliopsida, Malvales, Malvaceae. The transcript has 3 exons. The coding region runs from base 29 to 715 and encodes 228 amino acids. The record is from RefSeq and is a predicted model, not a curated record.
GACUAAACCACACUUUGUUUACUCCACAAUGGCCUCUUCCAAGAUCUUCUUCGCCAUAGCUGUUGUUGCUUUCUUUGCAGUUCCUUCAAGUUUGGCAACUGAGUUUACAGUUGGUGAUGAGAAAGGAUGGGCUCUUGACUUUGAUUACCAAGAAUGGGCGGCUGGGAAGGAAUUUCGAGUGGGAGAUACGCUUGUUUUCAAGUACACACCAGGAGUUCACGAUGUUCUUAAAGUUAAUGGAACGGAGUUCCAACAAUGUCGAGCAGCAAAUGAUAACGUUGUUCCCCUUAGAACUGGGAACGAUGUGAUCACGCUUUCCACUCCAGGAAGGAAAUGGUACAUCUGUAGUGUACCGAGGCAUUGCGCAGCCAGGAACAUGAAGCUUAACAUAACUGUGCUUGCUCAAGUGGCAUCACCGGCUACUGCUCCGGCAUCACCGUCUGCGGCGGGACCGAAUGCUGCGUUUAGCUUUUAUGGAUGGAUUGCUGUCGUGCUGAUGCUGCUGCAACCACUCAACAACCAGUAUGGUUCCAAGGGUUUUUGUGCAAAUGCUCCAAGCCUCUUCCAAAUGUGUCUUAUACUAAGCGUUGGAGCAGAUGGAACGAAAUUGGCUAAUAAAGAAAUCAGUGUCAAGACACCACGGACUGAAUUGGAAUAUCAACUUCUUGUAUUGAUUGCAGGAAAGGCCAUGACCUCAAAGCUUACCAACAAAUAG